AUGGCGGCUUCUGAUGGAAGCGAGUACUUCGAAAUAGCAUCUUUAGGGAACGAGAGCUUCGGCAGAGCGUCGAACGCCGACACGGUCGAGGAGGACGAGGAGGAGCUGCAGUGGGUGGCGCUCGCACGAUUACCGUCGCAGAAGCGCAUCAACUACGCCGUCCUCCGUGCCUCCUCUUCCCGCCAGCGACCUCCGACGAGAGGCGCAGGCGAAGAAAGCUUAGUCGAUGUGAGAAAGCUGAGCCGUUCUUGCCGCGAGCGCGUUGUUAAGAAAGCACUCGCCACCAACGAUCAAGACAACUACCGCCUCCUCUCCGCCAUCAAAGAACGCCUCGACAGGGUUGGAUUGAAGGUGCCAAAUGUUGAAGUGAGAUACAAGAACUUGAACGUCACUGCUGAUGUUCAAAUCGGUUCAAGAGCUCUACCGACUCUGAUUAAUUACACUCGCGACGCCGUCGAGAAUAUCUUAACCAAGUUGCGGAUAUUUCGACCAAAACGGCAUUCCCUUACCAUAUUGGACAAUGUCAGUGGCGUCAUCAAACCUGGAAGGAUGACUUUGCUACUAGGACCUCCGGGAGCGGGCAAAUCCACCUUACUUUUGGCUCUUGCUGGCAAGCUUGAUAACAACCUUAAGAAGACUGGUAGUAUAACAUAUAAUGGUCAUGAGAUAGAUGAGUUUUAUGUUCAACGGACUUCUGCAUACAUUAGCCAAACAGAUAAUCACAUUGCAGAACUGACAGUACGCGAAACUUUGGACUUCGCUGCUAGAUGCCAAGGUGCAGAAGAAGGUUUUGCAGUAUAUACGAAAGAACUGAACCGCCUAGAGAAUGAAAGGAACAUACGACCUAGUCCAGAAAUUGACGCGUUUAUGAAGGCAUCAUCUGUUGGAGGUAAAAGGCACAGUGUGAACACGGAUUACAUUUUGAAAGUGCUCGGUCUCGAUGUAUGUUCGGAGACAAUAGUGGGCAGCGAAAUGCUAAGGGGGGUAUCAGGCGGCCAAAGAAAGAGAGUUACAACAGGAGAAAUGAUUGUUGGUCCAAGAAAAACGCUAUUUAUGGAUGAAAUAUCAACUGGUCUUGAUAGCUCUACUACGUACCAAAUAGUAAAAUGCAUAAAGAAUUUUGUUCAUCAGAUGGAGGCUACAGUACUCAUGGCUCUCCUUCAGCCAGCUCCUGAAACAUUUGAUCUAUUUGAUGAUCUGGUGCUUCUGUCAGAAGGGCACGUGGUAUAUGAAGGCCCUCGAGAAGAUGUUCUUGAGUUUUUUCAGUCAAUUGGUUUUCAACUUCCACCUCGUAAGGGGAUCGCAGACUUUCUUCAGGAGGUGACCUCGAAAAAGGAUCAAGCACAAUACUGGGCUGAUCGUUCAAAACCGUAUGAGUUUGUCUCAGUUCCUGAGAUUGCAGAAGCCUUUAGAAAUUCCAAAUUUGGAAGUUAUAUGGAAUCCAUGCAGACACAUCCAUUUGAUAAAUCAAAAUGUCAUCCUUCAGCUUUGGCUACAACUAAAUUUGCCGCCUCAGGAUGGGAGAUUGCUAAAGCUUGCUUUGCACGAGAAGUCCUUUUGAUCAGAAGGCACAGUUUUCUUUAUACUUUUAGGACCUUCCAGGUUGCUUUCGUUGGAUUUGUCACAUGUACAAUAUUCCUGCGAACAAGGUUACACCCCACAAAUGAGCUUUACGGAGACCUUUAUCUUUCAGCUCUAUUUUUUGGGCUGGUUCACAUGAUGUUUAAUGGGUUUUCGGAGCUGCCUCUUAUGAUAACCCGGCUUCCAGUAUUUUACAAGCAAAGAGAUAAUUUAUUCUAUCCUGCAUGGGCGUGGUCUCUUACCAGCUGGAUUCUCCGUGUACCGUAUUCCAUUAUUGAGUCUGUUAUAUGGAGUAUUGUUGUAUAUUACACGAUUGGAUUUGCCCCUGCAGCGGGAAGGUAUCGUAAUUUUAUUUCAUCUUUUUGCGAAUUUUCUUUUUAACCCUCGUAAUCACUGCAUUUUGUUAAAUAUUUCAGGUUUUUUCGCUACAUGUUUUUACUUUUUGUAAUGCAUCAAAUGGCAUUAGGUCUCUUCCGGAUGAUGGCUUCUAUUGCACGAGAUAUGGUUCUUGCCAAUACAUUUGGAUCAGCUGCACUACUGAUUAUAUUCUUGCUGGGAGGAUUUAUUGUACCUAAAGGAAUGAUAAAGCCAUGGUGGAUUUGGGGCUACUGGUUGUCACCACUUACCUAUGGACAACGUGCUAUCACAAUUAAUGAAUUUACUGCUUCAAGAUGGAUGAAGAAAUCAGCAACUGGGUUCAACACAAUUGGUUACAAUAUCCUCCACUCACACAGUCUACCAAGUGCUGAUCAUUGGUAUUGGAUUGGUGUUGGAGUUUUGAUAAUAUAUGCACUUUUUUUCAACAACAUGGUCACUGUGGCCUUGGCCUAUCUGAAUCCACUUCAAAAAGCACGAUCAGUUAUUUCCUCGGGUGAUGACUCAGAAAAGAAUUCUUCCAGAGAUGCCAAUAAUCAGGUCUAUGAAUUGAGUACCCGUGCCAGAUCCGCAAGAGAGGACAGUAAUAAGAAAGGAAUGAUUCUUCCAUUUCAACCAUUGACAAUGACAUUCCACAACGUCAAUUAUUUUGUUGAUAUGCCAAAGGAGAUAAGCAAGCAAGGCAUAACUGAAACUCGGUUGCAGCUCUUGACAAAUGUGAGCGGAGUUUUCUCACCUGGUGUCCUUACAGCAUUAGUGGGGUCUAGUGGGGCCGGAAAGACCACUUUAAUGGACGUUCUUGCCGGCAGGAAAACUGGAGGGUAUAUAGAAGGGGACAUUAAAAUAUCAGGUUACCCAAAGGAGCAAAAGUCAUUUGCUAGAGUAUCAGGAUAUGUUGAACAAAAUGAUAUACAUUCUCCUCAAGUAACAAUUGAGGAGUCACUAUUGUUUUCUUCAUCUCUUCGCCUUCUAAAGGAAGUUGGCGUUGCUAAAAGACUUGAAUUUGUUGAACAAGUAAUGAAACUAGUUGAGCUUGAUACUUUGAGACAUGCUCUGGUUGGUUUGCCAGGUAGUUCUGGCUUAUCAACAGAGCAGAGGAAACGUUUAACAAUAGCAGUGGAGCUUGUAGCAAACCCUUCCAUUAUUUUUAUGGAUGAGCCUACAUCUGGACUUGAUGCACGUGCAGCAGCUAUUGUUAUGCGAACUGUUCGUAAUACUGUUGAUACUGGAAGAACUGUGGUUUGCACCAUACAUCAACCAAGUAUUGAUAUAUUUGAAGCAUUUGAUGAAUUACUUCUUAUGAAACGUGGGGGACAAGUAAUAUAUGGGGGCAAGCUUGGUGUGCGGUCACAGAUAAUGAUAAACUACUUUCAGGGAAUUAAUGGAAUACCACCCAUUCCAAGUGGCUACAAUCCAGCUACCUGGGUGCUUGAGGUUACUACACCAGCUACUGAAGAGAGAAUAGGUGCAGAUUUUGCAGAUAUUUACAAGAAUUCAGAGCAAUACAGGGGGGUGGAAGCUUCUAUUUUGCAAUUUGGACAGCCUCCUGCCGGCUCUAAACCACUAAAAUUUGACACAACAUAUUCACAAAACCUGUUGAACCAAUUUUUUCAAUGCUUAUGGAAACAAAAUCUUGUGUACUGGAGAAGUCCAACAUAUAAUGCCAUGAGGAUGUACUUCACCACAAUAAGUGCUUUGAUAUUUGGUAGUGUAUUUUGGGAUGUUGGUUCAAAAAGGGCAUCAACUAAUGAGCUGUUUGUGAUUAUGGGAGCUCUAUAUUCCGCAUGCUUGUUUCUUGGGGUAAACAACGCUUCUUCUGUUCAACCAAUUGUGUCAAUAGAAAGGACAGUGUUUUAUAGAGAGAAAGCAGCUGGAAUGUACUCUCCAAUUGCGUAUGCAGCAGCCCAGGUAAGUCUUAUAAUACUGGUAAUUGAUUCCAUAGCUAUAUAUUUUAAAUUGCUGGUAAAGAAUGCUCAAUCCAAUUGACAGGGGCUGAUAGAGGUACCAUACAUUGCUGUUCAGACAAUAGUAUUUGGUGUAAUCACAUAUUUCAUGGUCAAUUUUGAAAAGACAGCCGGUAAUAUUUCAACUUUCCAUAUAUGGAAGUUUUUUCUCUAUCUUUUGUUCAUGUUCCUGACGUUCACCUACUUCACCUUUUACGGUAUGAUGGCUGUUGGUCUUACACCUUCCCAACAUCUAGCAGCUGUAAUUUCUUCAGCAUUUUACUCCCUGUGGAAUCUUCUUUCAGGUUUUCUCAUCCCAAAAUCGAGUAUUCCGGGAUGGUGGGUUUGGUUCUAUUAUAUUUGCCCGGUUGCAUGGACAUUACGUGGUAUUAUCACGUCUCAGCUUGGUGAUGUGGAAACCAAAAUUGUGGGACCUGGAUUUGAGGGCACCGUGAAAGAGUAUUUAUCUGCUAGUCUGGGAUAUGAUAAUAAAAUCAAUGGGUUUUCUUCUGUGGGGCUUUCAGUGAUUGUGCUUAUUGGAUUUAUUAUUCUCUUCUUUGGUUCUUUCGCUGUAUCAGUCAAAGUUUUGAACUUCCAAAAGAGAUGA
This is a messenger RNA of Abrus precatorius (Indian licorice), 4506 nucleotides long. Its product is annotated as ABC transporter G family member 31-like. Gene Ontology annotation, cellular component: membrane. Lineage: Eukaryota; Viridiplantae; Streptophyta; Magnoliopsida; Fabales; Fabaceae. The record is from RefSeq and is a predicted model, not a curated record. The transcript is spliced from 23 exons. Gene Ontology annotation, molecular function: ATP binding; ABC-type transporter activity; ATP hydrolysis activity.